This is a messenger RNA of Vicia faba (fava bean), 681 nucleotides long. The record is from the annotation of a GenBank genome assembly. Lineage: Eukaryota; Viridiplantae; Streptophyta; Magnoliopsida; Fabales; Fabaceae.
AUGGCUACAAAUCAGGAAGAAGUGUCACUUAUAGGAGCUGUUGGAAGCCCAUUUGUAUGUAGAAUACAAAUUGCUCUAAAAUUGAAGGGAAUUGAAUACAAAUUUGUUCAAGAAGAUUUGGCCAACAAAAGUGAUCUUCUUCUCAAAUACAAUCCAGUUCAUAAGAAGGUUCCAGUUUUUGUUCACAAUGAGAAGCCUAUAUCAGAAUCCCUCGUGAUUAUUGAGUACAUUGAUGAGACUUGGAAGCAAAAUCCCAUUUUACCCUCUGAUCCUUACAAAAAAGCCUUGGCUCGAUUUUGGUCCAAGGUCAUCGACGAUAAGAUUGCUGCGCCUUUUUUUAGAGCUGUUUUUGCUGUUAACGAUGAGAAAGCGCGUGAGAAGAAUAUUGAAGAAUCAUCGGAGGCACUUCAUUUUCUUGAGAAUGAGUUGAAGGAGAAGUUCUUUGGGGGAGAAGAGAUUGAUUUUGUGGACAUUGCUGCUGUGUUCAUAGCUUUUUGGAUCCCUUUGGUUCAAGAGGUGGCGGGGUUUGAAUUGUUCACACCUGAGAAGUUUCCCAAGCUUUACAAUUGGAGCCAAGAAUUUCUCAACCAUUCAAUUGUGAAGGAACUUGUGCCUCCAAGAGAACCUCUUUUUGUCUAUUUCAAAGCUAAAUAUGAUAGCCUUGUUUCUGCUUCAAUAUAG